Molecule: messenger RNA, 2696 nt
Organism: Zeugodacus cucurbitae (melon fly)
Lineage: Eukaryota; Metazoa; Arthropoda; Insecta; Diptera; Tephritidae
Exons: 3
Coding region: 2178-2636 (152 amino acids)
Source: RefSeq, a predicted model, not a curated record
GCUUUGACCUCGAGUAACAUAGGAUAUAUUUAUUGCUAUAAUCUAAAUAUUCUGAAAGUAGUUCCCAGGUGAGGGUAACAAAAAGACUCCGGAGAAUCUUAAUCUUAAACUAAAAAUCGUCAAAAUAUUAGAAAUAUACAAGCUCACUUCAUAAUCCGAGAGAAAGACAUCGGACACCAAAGACCACACUCAAAAAUGUAAACAAAAAUAUCACGUGAUCUUGAAAUGAUAUCACGUGAUCAGAGUGCGAUCAUUGACCUGUAAACAAAAAUAUCUCGUGCCCUUGAUGUGACAUCACGUGAUCAGGGUGGGGUCAUUGACCUUUAAACAAAAAUAUCACGUGAUCUUGAGAAGUCAUCACGUGAUUAGGGUGGAGCCAUUGACCUCACUCAAAAAUGUAAACAAAAAUAUCACGUGACCUUGAAUUGACAUCACGUGAUCUGGGCGGGGUCAUUGACCUGUAAACAAAAAUAUCACGUGAUCUUGUAAUGACAUCACGUGAUCAACGUGGGGUCAUGGACCUGUAAACAAAAAUAUCACGUGACCUUCAUGUGACAUCACGUGAUCAGGGUGGGGUCAUUGACCUCACACAAAAAUGUAAACAAAAAUAUCACGUGACCUAGAAUUGACAUCACGUGAUCUGGGCGGGGUCAUUGACCUGUAAACAAAAAUAUCACGUGAUCUUGAAAUGCCCUCACGUGAACAGGGUGGGGUCAUUGACAUGGGGUAACCGGAUAUGAUGUUACCAGAACCGGAAAUGGGGCAUCCGGAAACGGUUUGGAUAACUAUAUUGCCGGAACCGGAAAUGGGAUGGCUGAAUAUUGGUUACUGAAACUGGAAGUGGUGCAUCCGGAAACGGAAAGGAUAUGGGAUAACCGAUGGAACUAGAUAUGGGAAUGAUUUGUCGGAACCUGAAAUGAAGCAACCGAAUACAGAGUGAAAUUGGACAGGAAACGUCCCUUCUCCAGAAAGUUCUUAGUGACGGAAACAGCGUCAGCUUCAGGGCUUAACAUAAAUGUUUCCUGUUCUUAGAAGACUUCGGUUUGUAUCAUAUCCGCCGUUUUCCGUUAUGAGUCUUCCGUUUCCUGCAAUUGUUAUCGAUAUUGGUGUAAAGUUUUAUUCCGCUAUCUUCAACGGACACCAAACAUCGUAAUCAAGAUUUAGCUCAUUACAAAUAAAAUAUAAUUUCAUGAUCGAAUUUUCUUAAUUUUACUUUUUUAAAUGAACCCACGCCAGAAAAGGGAAGUACAUACAUACAUAUGUAUGAGAGCGUGUGUAAAAAUUUAUAACAUUUGAAAUGUUUGUUUAAACCCGUGCGAAGCCGGAGCGGUCGGCUAGUUUUAUUAUAAAAGCACCUGAAAUCAGAAGAAAUUUGUCGAUGAUAUUCCAGAAUAGAAUCAAACUGCAUUUUUAUUGCCAAUACAGUCUAUUGUACGUAACCGGAAUGAUCCUGGGUUUAAAUCUCUCAAAAUAUCGUGGGAAAACAUCUCGGGAAGCCUUAAGUUAUCGUUUAACUUCCGGCUUCUGAGCCUUUGAAUUACUAUAUCUACCUAUCUUAGCUUCGUUUUGAAUUUCUGAUCGCACUUUGAACCGAUUUUGAGUGAUAUUAGCGCAUGUUGAUAGACGGAUGUCGUUCUUAUUUAGAACUAGCUCGUUUUACGAGGUUCUGGGAAUUUGUCGACAGCAAAUUAUUGAUGGAUCAUCAUAGAUCAAAUUAAGCGUCUCUAUGGGGUCAGAACCGUCUGCGUGUACCUUUGGAUAUAUCCUAAAAGUAAAAUUUGUUCAAUUGAAUCCAUUCGCGUCGGAAUUGAGAUGAUUUUUAAAACAUCACCUAUCAAACUUUAUUUCCGUCGGUGGUGACUUUUAGAGUUAGAUCCUUAGCAAAUUCUAACGAUAGUAAACUCGAUAGUUUGUCUUCCCCUUUUUCUACCGUAAUUAAGUGGAUACAAUAUUUUUUCGAUACGAAACUACAUUACUGAAAAGUUACUACAUUACUCAACUGCUAUAAUUUAUUUCCAAACACAUACAUACUUACAUACACAUAUGUCUGUAUGUCAUGAGUCUAGAUUUUCGAAUCAAAACAAAAGCACUGACAAUCGGAAGAAAAAUUAUUUGCGAGUAACAAAACAUUAAUUAUUGUACAUAUUUUUGAUUCGUUUCAAUUUCUGUUCGAUAUAAUGCCGUUAAAGCUAACCCAUGUACAGCGCUGCGUUAUCUCGAUGAUAGUUUACAUUGUGUGCUUCGUUCUUGAAAUUAUCGCUUUUGUGUUAUUACACGACGCGGUCGACAGCGACUGUGUUGCAGCACGUGAGAUCUCUUCAAUUAUAUGGUGGUCAAUGAUCUUCAUCUUUAUACCAAUUAUACCGGAUAUUUUGUUCUGUCUCAUGGGCAUACUAAUAUCAGAGCCAUACUAUGCGGCAUUGGGCGGCUGUUAUAACAUUGUGAUGGGCUUAUUGUGCAUACUAGCCUGCCUUUUUGGCUUUCUCGCAAAUACGGGUUGCGGCAAUCCAAUACAAACGACAAUAGAAGCUGUCGCUAUCAUUGAGCUUAUUGCCGGCAUAAUACAUCUGGUAUUCGUGUGGUUUGUGCAUGAAAAUCUCGAUGAAGGCGAAGUUUUAUUUCGUAAAACUUGUUAAAGAAAUUAUUUGAUACAAAUGUUUAACUAAUAUAUGAGAAUUUAAUAUUAUAACAAAUGG